Ornithorhynchus anatinus (platypus) is the source of this 5019-nucleotide messenger RNA. It is a transcript of the gene CCDC180, whose product is annotated as coiled-coil domain containing 180. The record is from RefSeq and is a predicted model, not a curated record. The coding region runs from base 109 to 4950 and encodes 1613 amino acids. The transcript has 38 exons. NCBI's taxonomy places the organism in Eukaryota, Metazoa, Chordata, Mammalia, Monotremata, Ornithorhynchidae.
CGCGCCGCCUGGUCCUCCGCCCGCCGGCUCGGGAGCCUGGGAGCCUGGGUCCUCCCUCCGACUGCCGCCCACCGCUUGGCACGGCAGCAGAAAUUAAGCCGACAGAACAUGGCCGACCUGGCCAAGGUGGGAAAAGUGACCGUAGUCGACGGUGGGAAAGUCUACAGGCAGAUUUUUGAUGACGAGGUGCAGCUGGUUCAUUCCCUGGCAGCAACCAGAAAAAAGGCAGCAGAGAAUCCUUAUCGCUUAACUAGUAGAAAGGUGCCCCUGAUCAGGAAUUUUGAAACACAACCUGGGAAGUUAUUAUCUGAUCGCCAGCAGUCAUGGGUGCAAGGGCUACCAAACGAUGGUGUCACAGAAAACCCUGUUUUGUACAGGGAAAUCAAAAAAUCUGCCAUUAAAGAGGCUCAAGAGAGUGAAGACACAAUUGCAGCUCGAGAAGUCAGAGGCCUGGCCGAUAGUAUUGUUCCGGAGAAGAGCAACAGCAAUCUCAUCGACUGGCUGGAGAACCACAGAAGAAGCCGCCAUGAAGCUGCAGUGACCGCCUUUGAGCAGGAAAUGGCACAGAUAGGGAUGGAAAUGGAAUCCACCAUCCUGGAGCCCGGAAAGGUGCUUUUGACAAAGCUGUCCGAGUCAGAUGAAACGAUUCAGCUUCUUUUCCAAAAGAUGGAAAAUAGCGAGGAACUGGGCACCUUCACAAUUGAGGGCUUAUGGGAAUUAUGGAAUAGCAUAGCCCAGGAAUCCUUGAAAAGAAGGCGGUGGAUUAAAGAGAUGGAUGAAGCAUUAAAUAAUGUUGAAGCCGCUCGAAUGGAGAAGAUAAAAGUAGUGCUGAAGAAAUAUACAAAGAUUCUAGAAGAAAUUUCUUACCUUAUGCCUCCUGAUGUUUACCGGCUGAUACAUAAAGAAGCCAUGGUUAUCAAUCAAGCCUUGCUGGCUAAUCAGAGGGCCAUCGCCAAACUGAUUCUUCAUCUGAUGGAGGCUGAUCUGAAGAAGGAAUUAGCUCACCGUUUUAGGUGGCAGGACCAGGUGAAGGUGUGGAAGAAAAUAAAGAAGGAUGCAGUAAUUGAGAGUUUCAGUGCAUUUAUAGCAAGUGAGGAGAUCCAGAACCCUCCAGCGUUGAAGGAAGACUUGGAGAUCAUGAUCAAGGAGCAGACAUUAUUUAGUCAGAAAAUAAUUCAGCUUCUCCAUUCUGUCAGUAACGUAUUGCCCCCGACAUAUACCAAGUCACUGAUGAAUGAGUGGUAUAAUUCUCUUGUCACCUUGAACAAGCAAUUAGAUGCCUAUAAUGUGCAGUGUAUGAUGAAGAUUCGUAUCCAACAUGAGAAAACCUGGGAGAAAUGUCUAAGCCAGGUGCAAAAAUACAAGGAACAAAUGCUGGAUUGGAAAAUCUGCACAGAAGAGGAAGCUGAAAAAGAAAUAAACCCCAGAUUUUUCCAAAAGAUUGGAGAGUUCCAGCGUGAGGUGGAAAAUGAACUGGAGUUUAUGGAUCAAUCCUUUGAGGCUCAGGCUAAGCAGAUGGAGUGGAAAAGCAAAGACUUCUACAAGUACCUCCAGGAAGCCGUUCAGCUUUGGGAAGUUCAUCAUUUCAAUCUGUCUCAGCAAGAGCAAGAACUUCAGGUGAAAAUAGAUGAGUGUCGACAGAAGCAUGAAAAUGAGGACCAGACGAAGGAAGCAAAUCUGGAUAUGAUUUUGGACAAACUGAGGCAACAGAGUACUGAAGAAGAUUUGAAGGCACACUUGGAAAUGGCCUAUGCUUCCCUGAAAGAUAUUAAAACUGGGUAUGAGACCUUUCACCACGAUCUCCUAGAGAAAGUGAUGACCUACCCAGAGGCUAUACUGAAAGAGCUAACUUCUUACAGCACAUCUCUCAGCCAAUAUUUUGGUGUCAGAGAAAUCUUCGUACAGACCUUGGAUGGGGAAGCGAGAUUCACAUUUAAAGAUCCAGAACCAGUAAUUGUGGCUUCCAUAAAGAAGAUGGAAGAUGUGAAGGAAACCCCUAGGGAGAGCCACUCUUAUCGUUCUUAUGAACAAGCAGAAGCAGAAACAAGGGAGAAAAGCUUGGUGGAAGAAAGUGAGGAGACUGAAAAUGGAAGGAAAAAUCUCCCAGAGGAAAACAAAGAGUCAGAAAUAGGGGGAAAGAGCCCAAUAGAAAGAAACGAUAAAACCCAGAUGACAGUUCUAGCCCAAGAAAGAGAAGGCACAGAGAAUAUAUGUGAGACCCAACCUCUGGACAGUCAGAAAAUGGAGAGUCAGAAGGAGGGUGAAGAAAUAGAGAGUCAAAGUGUAGAAGAAACAACAGCAGCCACCUCUCAGGAUAAGGCUAUUUCUGAAGAAAGUGGUGUGAAGGAGAACCCUGACUCUGUUAUGGAAGUCUUCACAACUUCUAGUGGAAACACAUACUCUGUCUUUCAACCCAAUGGAGUACACGAAAGUCAGAUGUCUUGGACUUUUUUAGGGAGUGUAAUGACUGAGAAAAUGCCUUCACCCAAGUAUCUGAAUCAAGUGGUUCUACCAGACGGUCUCUUCCUAGAGCUAAAGAAAAGUAUUCGCAUUGGUUUUUUUGAGCACCUUGAGAAGUGGUUUGACCAGGCCCUGUCAAAUGCCAAUGUUAUUGUAGCUGCUAAGUCAGAGGAGAUAAAUUCAGAACUGGAGCUGCGUUUUCACAUACAAGACCCACGGGCCCAACGCAUAGAGAAGGAAAUCUACAGUGUCAGAGCAGCUGAACUGUUGCUGCACCAGGACCGAUUAGAUCGUCACUGCGCCGGGGUGAUCGAAGCCUUGGACAAGGAGAAGGUUGAGUUCAUCAAAGUCCAAGACGAGCAAAACAUCAGGAGCAAAAACUUCCGUAAAAAGAUAACCAACAUGGAGUUAUUCUUCCUAAAUGCCACCAAGUCUGAUAAGCUGGUCUUCCUCAGUAACUCUCUUCGUUCAGAACUGCUUCAUCAUGUGGAAGUUAUGCAGAUCUCCCUGAGGAGUUAUAGACAGUACUUAGAGGAAGCCUUGGGGAAACUGCGAGACUCAAACAUAGACUUUAUUAAAGCUUGCAGAUUGUUUUCUGAGGGAGGCAACUUUUCUUCAGAAGAAAUCGAGCUCUUUUGUACAAGAUUGGAGAAGGAAUCUUCCCGAAUUGAGUUCGUUGAAGGUUUAAUCAUGGUUGACAUGGAGAAAAUGGAAUCUUAUUACUUAGAGAAGGCAACUGACGUCAUUCAUAAAUUUGAAACCAGAUUCCACAAUCUGACAGUGGAUUUGCUUUUCUUGGAGAAAAUCCAAAGAUUUUUGACAAACUUGCAAGUGAAAAUCAAGACUGAGGUGGCAAACUCCAAUUUUCAAACUGAAAUGUUAAAUGCUGAUCUAAAGCAGUUUCAAAACAAGAUUGAUAUCUGUGGUCAUCCAAGUGUGGAUAAAAAAACUGUGACUGCGGAAGAUGUGUACAGUUUUGCCAAAUAUUUGAUGGAAAAAUUCACCCAAAGGACCAUGUAUCUCAACAGUUAUCUCACACAAUUGGAACACAAAUCAAGUGUGAUGGAACCUUUAGUCCCACUCCAAGACAAUGGUAUAACUACAAGUUCAGUCCAACUGGAGAGCUACAAAGAGGAAAGCAAGGUAGAAAGCAUCACUUCAGAGAUUCUGGUCCAGCCAAGCCGAAUGGGAAAGUCAAUGAUUGAUGACGUGGCUGUGGAAGUGAUCAAAAACAUCCUUGAAAUCCCCGUGAGAAGAUCUAUAGAUUACUCGCAAGAGCGAGAUGAUUGUUUGCAAUUAGGAAUAGCAGGGAAUAAUAUAGGAUCAAAUGGACAGAAAUGUGCAAGCCAGCAACCUGAGGGAAACCUCAGUGUUUCCCAGAAGAAAGCUAGUGGCUUGACCAAAAAGCGCUCAUCGGGGAGUGUAUUCAAAUACUCUCGACCCAACCGACAAGACAAGAAGUACCAGAUAUUUGGAGAGAAGCCAGAGACUUCUGAGCACUUUAAAGGGAUCAUCCACCAUCUCCUCUGGGAGAGUAAUGAAAUCUUGCUGACGGUAGCCGAGGAUUUUUACCGUAAGGAGAAGCAUCCCAUCACAAGACCCGACUACCUGCAGGAGACGUUCGAUCAGUGUGCAGAAAUGUUAGGGAAAAAGCUCCUGGACUAUCAGAGGCAGACGGAUGACUACCACAAUUCCUGCCUCCUGGAGUUCCGGAGUCAGCUAAAGGAGUUUGAGGAGCACCUCCCUCGCGUGCUCCACCUGGUCAUCGAAAGCUUUCUCCAGCAACAUCUGCAGAACCUACUCUGCUCCAUCGAUGAGAUCCGACAACAGUUCAAAAACAAAUUGGAACAGUGGGAGCGUGCAAAGGCUGAAAACCAAAAUAAACUCCGUCCAGCUCUGGGGCACCCAGAGAGCUUUCAGCAGAUGAAAUCCCUGUGCCAAGAGGAAGCGAGACGGCAGGAGGAACACAAAUAUGGGAUUUCUGCUAACACCAAGAAACUGCAGAAAUGUGCCAAUAAAUGUGCCCGGAAUUUUGUGAUUUCCCUAGUCGCCCUCUCAAAGAAGCUGCUUCUGGAAUUAGAUGAAGUUGUCACUAUCGAUGAAGUCCAAGUAGCAAAAACAGAAGUACCCAAGCAAAAGACCUUGACCUUAAUUCGUUGGAAGCGUGCUGGUCUUUCCCUAGAAGAAGAAGAACUGAAGCCUUUAUGUGAGCGGGGGUUCAGAAAGUGGCCAGGAAUCCCCAGCACAGUGCUGACUCGCCAGAACAAAAUCCUCACAAGAAAAUCAGCUACUGUGAAGACAACCAAAACUACCCUGGGCCACUUAGCUGCUGUUGAAGCAAGAGAUGCUGCUUAUAUGAAAUACUUAGACACCUUGCAGGGGGAGCUGGACAGCAUUACAGAAGAAAGCACCAUUCAGAUGAAGAAAGCUCAGAAAUGGAAAGAAUGGUGGGACCUCUCCGUGCAAACCAUCAACCAACUGUAUGCCUGAUUCCUGCACCCUUUCCUUUCUCGGACACUAGCAACUUUCACCCCGCAAAUAAAACUUUUCUAAGUAACA